Molecule: messenger RNA, 4037 nt
Organism: Cygnus olor (mute swan)
Lineage: Eukaryota; Metazoa; Chordata; Aves; Anseriformes; Anatidae
Gene: LITAFD
Product: LITAF domain containing
Exons: 5
Coding region: 162-602 (146 amino acids)
Molecular function (GO): zinc ion binding
Source: RefSeq, a predicted model, not a curated record
CAUACACUGCUGAGGCAUGACGACAGGCCAUGUCAGUGGUCAUAUGUGCUACUUUCUUUCCUAGACACAGCUGCACUGGAAAGACGUGGAUGAAGUGAACAACUUUUGAAGCAUUUUUGCUCCAAAGACUUGCCAGAGCUACCUAAAGGUGAACUACAGAGAUGGCUAGUGAGAAGGGACGUGUGGAAAUUCCCAUGGUUAUGUAUGAACAGCAUCAAGAACCCUACAGGCAAGAACCCUCUGCACCAGAGUACUGCAGCCAAGAGGGGGGUUAUGAAUAUCCUCCUCCUCCACCUUACUCCUAUCAUGAAACAACCACCGUUGAGCAACCAGUUUACCUGGUGUCUCAGCCUCCGAUCAUAGUAGCAGGAAUCUUCUCAAGCAGACCAACAUCCACAAUAUGUCCUUCCUGCCGCCAGCACAUCACCACACAGGUCACCUACAGGCUGGGCAGACUGUCUUACCUUCUGUGCACCAGUUUGUGUAUGGUUGGGUGCUGUUUUGGAUGCUGCUUUGUACCUUUCUUCGUGAAGAUCUUCAAGGAUGCAGACCAUUACUGCCCAUGCUGCCAUUUUCAUAUUUAUAGAUACAAAAGACUAUAGGGACAGAGUUUACGCAACCAGAUGAUGCCAAGUUUCUGCUCCCUAAUGGUGUAAGAUUCCACACGUAAAACUACUGCCAGAAAACCUAGAAGUAGGCUUUGGUUCUGCAGCUCCCUGGCUAAGUCAUCUGGAGUUUACCAUCCCAUGGUUGGACUGACUUAAAAAUGGAAAGCCUUAAAGACUAAUUUACAUUUUCACUUAUUUCAUGCUCUGUUUGAAUAGUUCUCUUGAGUUAUAAAGUGACCAGCUAGUGAGUACUUCAGUGCUGCUACUACUACUCUCAGAUCUCCAACCCAGCUGGGACACAGAUUUUUCAACCCACCAGGCUUGAAAAGCACAUUUUAGAGAAGCACUUACCUUAUAUGCACUGAAACUGACUGGUCAGGAUUUUCUCUCUCUUCUUUGUAUGCGACCUACCCCUGCAGGGCUGUGAGUGGUACAGGGGUAGCUGAUUAUUCUUAUUAUUUAUUGAUGAAACGCCGUUAUGAGAUUGUCAUUGCUGUGUUACAUAUGAGAUACAACAAAUAUUCCCAUCGCUGAAGGCACCCUGUUCAUGCUCCGGAAGAUCCGUAGAAACCACGUAGCUAGAAGAACUAUAAAGCGUCCCAUUUAGCCUGAUGUUAUUUGAUGAAAAUCUGUGUUUUAGUUCUUCAGGCAAUUAAGCCACAGAAAGAAGGUUGUGUUGAGGGACUGGAGCAGAGGCAGCAUCCCAGCACUCACCCACUCCACUUCCCAGAACCAGACCCAAGUGCUGACGUGCCGACGUCUCCUGAACGUCAGGGUGGCUGCAAGAGCCUCAUACCACUGGGGAACGGAGUCGGGCAAGCUGGGGAAACCACCAGCCCGCGUAGUGGUGUGGAGGAGGCCAGGCCAGAGGCAAGGCAAAAACUUCCCCAGCUGCGACCCAGCUCGCUGGGAGCCCGGGAGCACGAAGCGUGUUGGUACAGAGCUGCUCCAACUGACCUGCGACGUGAGAAGACCUCCAGGUUUUCCUUGGUCCGCACCAAGGUGUUCAUGAGCCAAGCCUGCUUCUUGUGAUUCUUUCAGCAGAACAUUCGAUCUACCUGUGCUCUUUCCCACAGCUUUUAUACAAAAUCAUCACAAAUUCCAACUUUCAGUAGUAAAACAGCCAGAACUUCCUAGUCAGCGUUCGCCUCUGGGCUACCGACCUGAGGGAACCCCCGGACAACACCGGUUCCCCUUUCCUCCCCCCCCCCCACCUUAGCCGCGCUCCUCAGGCACCUCACGGCCCCUCCGGCCCGGCCCGUCCCUGCCUCCCCGCUGGGGCGCCGGCCCCAGACCCUGCCCCAGCCCCAGCCCCAUCCCCGGCCCUUCCCGGCCGGCUCUCGGCCGCCCCCUGGCGGGCCCAGGCCCGCGGCGGGGCCGAGCUCCCCCCCGGGCGCCCGGGGCAGGCCCCGAGCCGAGCCCAUGCACAGCCACAGGGAGGAAGGAGGGACGGGGCUGGGCCCAGCUGGAGCAAGGGGGUCAGAGGAGGUACCGGGCAGCCUUCGGCUUCCAUCAAACCCCAGCUCCUGGGCCCCGUUCAAAACCUGCUCUGCCCGAGCAGAACGCCAUUCUACCUCAUCGCACUCAGCCUUCUUCAGCUGUUUUACACAGGAGAGGCAGAACAACCCCACAGGCUCUUAGCAGGACUGCCUGAGGGUGCCAGGACUUCCAGGAGUCUGUGUCCCACCAGCACCCCCCUGGGGAGCUUCAGUCCCCCAAAUACAGAGCUACUGCCACUGCCGAAACUGCUGCACUGACCACACACAUGCAUGGGAUCUCUUCUGGACUGAGACUCAGAUUUGUUAAUCAGCGAUGCCGUGAUUGCUAUCACACAAGGACAGUAACAGUGUGAUCAUGCUUCUGCCUACUUUUAAGGAGAGCUAAGUAGAGAUACUGCUUUCUUUGAGGUUGUGCUCGUUGUAGGAGAGCCACAGGUUUACAAGCAGACUAGAAAUGAAGAACAUGGAAAACCAGGUGCAACCAAUGCCCUAUACACAGCAAGCACAUCAUUCAAAACUUUUUAGUUUCCUUCACUUGUGUAGCUUCUUCCAUUUGCUUUAUCAUCACAGCUUCUAAACAAGUCUUUCCACAUCCCUCUACAUAUCUGCAACUAUAUCGAUCUGCAACCAUGUAGAAGCAACCAUAGUCUUUUCAAGCAACUAUUUUACUGCAGUUCUUAGUGUACUUACAGGUUACUGCAUAGCCAGGUUGGACACACUGUUGUAUUUGAAUGCAACAUCCUCUCACUCCUCGAACAAUAACAUUAACUGUGAAGCAUUAAGGCUGUGGGGACAGACGGGGUAGGUCUGAACAGGGGCACCCUGUCCUCGCUUCAGGCACAGAGACCAUAGCUGAGGUGUGUUGUCAGCACUCGCUUACAGGAGCAUCUUGACCUGGAUGAGAAAACCAUGGGCUUCCUCAGACCUUCUGUGCUUCUGGAGAAAGGAACCGUGAGGCCUGCCCACCCUCAGAUUACACACCUCACCUCCUUUCUGCUGCCCAUGCAGACCACACAUGUCGAGAUCACUGGCAGAGGGGAAGCAGCACAUGAACACUGCUUUCAUGAAGCUGAAAACAAGUAACUUGUGUGACAGAAGGAAAACCUUGAAGCCUGAAUGCUUAACAGAACAACUCCGGCCUGCUUUGGAAAUAGCAACCCUGUUUCUUGUAGAAACACGGGUUCAUGUUUUUAAUGAAUUUUAUAACUGCAGCUGCUUUUGGGAAGGUUGAAUAAAAAACUACCAAGGAAUUGAGGCUUUAAUUAAUAAUUUGCUCUCAAAAACUAUAGAGUUGUUACCAAAAAAAAGAAAAAAAAAGAAAACAAACCCAUACAUGGAGCCUGUAUUUACUGACAGUCUUAACAUCCAAAAACUGCUCACUUGCAAAAGCCCAGAGAGGAUUUAAAUGUGACUACUGAGAAGAUAUUACUGCUACUAAUAGAAGGAAGUUCAAAAAGUAAGUUCAAAAAGUGAGUGUUGUGAUUUCUUGUUUUCUGUAACUAAACCUCCCCACACCCUAAAAUUUAGGGACUGUUUGCUUCCACUGGUUAUGUACUCCAGAUACACACUUACAGGGAGGUCCUCUGAAAAAAAAAGUGCAUUUUUUUUUCAUAGACAGUCAUUCAGUUUUGUCUGUGAAUCUGAUGAGAAAACUAAAACUGACUUUUUUUAAUAUGUAAAUAAAUACCAGCCAGAGUUGGCCUACAUGUGUGCAUUGGCAAUGCAGCUUAUUCAAUACCACACGCAUGACAGAUAAUCAUAAGCUCUAGGUAGCAUCGGCUCCUGAUUUUUCCUGAAUUUGUGCCUGUUACAGCCUAACACUGCCCCAGUGGCACCCAGUAAGCAUUUGCCAGCAGGACGCAGUUUGUACUGGCUGUACACGAGCCCCGAUACCCGCGCUGUGCUGCCAGCGCUCCAGCGGGUGGCAGUG